Messenger RNA from Acipenser ruthenus (sterlet), 3693 nucleotides. RefSeq names its product 1,4-alpha-glucan-branching enzyme-like. Lineage: Eukaryota; Metazoa; Chordata; Actinopteri; Acipenseriformes; Acipenseridae. Gene Ontology annotation, molecular function: hydrolase activity, hydrolyzing O-glycosyl compounds; 1,4-alpha-glucan branching enzyme activity; cation binding. Gene Ontology annotation, biological process: glycogen biosynthetic process. The coding region runs from base 223 to 2286 and encodes 687 amino acids. The transcript is spliced from 16 exons. The record is from RefSeq and is a predicted model, not a curated record. Gene Ontology annotation, cellular component: cytoplasm.
UGUGAAUCAAUGAGAUCACAGUAUUUUUCCUGAUACAAUUAUCGCGUUGUGAUCUCGGUGUUAAGUUUUUGUGAGGGUGGUUCACAAAUUACUUCUUGUUGAGUUAUUUAGCUUAUGCGUUGUCUUUACUCUCAGCAAAUAAAUUCAGUUUUAUACUAAAAAAAUACUGUCAGCAUCGACUUAAUCAGUCUUUGUGUUUGAUUGCUAUUGUCUGUUGUGAAGAUGGCUGACUGCACGGAUAAUGUUGCAGUUCCUGGACUGAACAACUUACUACAAAUGGAUCCGUUUCUGAAGCCGUUUGAAAAGGACUUCACAAGAAGGUACACUCGCUUUAAUAAUAAGCUGAUGUCCAUUGAGGAGGCUGAAGGAGGCUUUGAUAAAUACACACGUGGCUAUGAGUCCUUUGGUGUGCACAGACAGCCUGAUGGUAGCCUGUAUUUCAAAGAGUGGGCCCCAGGAGCAGAAGCUGUGUUUCUUGCUGGAGAUUUUAAUGAAUGGAAUACUUCCUCUCACCCUUACAACAAACGAGAGCAUGGAAAGUGGGAUCUGAUUGUUCCUCCCAAAGUAGAUAAAUCUCCUGCUGUCCCCCAUGGAUCAAUACUCAAGGUUGUUAUACGUAGCCGAAGUGGCCAGCUACUUUAUCGAAUUUCACCCUGGGCAAAAUAUGUGGUUCGUGACGACAACAAUUUGAUUUAUGAUUGGGUGCACUGGGACCCACCACAACCUUAUAUGCACAAGCAUUCUCGCCCCAAGAAACCACAGAGCCUGCGGAUUUAUGAAUGUCAUGUGGGAAUAGCGUCCCCUGAAGAGAAAGUGGCAUCUUACAGCAACUUCACAUACAACGUUCUUCCCAAAAUAAAGGACCUUGGGUACAACUGUAUUCAGCUAAUGGCAAUCAUGGAGCAUGCAUAUUAUGCCAGCUUUGGUUACCAAAUAACAAGUUUCUAUGCUGCAUCAAGUCGCUAUGGAAACCCAGAGGAGCUGAAGGAACUUGUGGACACUGCCCACUCAAUGGGCAUCAUUGUACUGCUGGAUGUCGUCCACAGCCAUGCUUCCAAAAACACUGAAGAUGGUUUAAAUCAGUUUGAUGGCACUGAUUCUUGCUUCUUCCAUUCUGGAUCUAGGGGAGAACAUGUUCUGUGGGGCAGCAGACUUUUUGACUACUCAAACUGGGAAGUUUUAAGAUUUUUGCUCUCCAACUUGCGUUGGUGGAUAGAGGAGUAUCGGUUUGAUGGCUUCAGAUUUGAUGGAGUGACUUCUAUGUUAUACCACCACCAUGGCAUUGGUACAGGGUUUUCAGGUGACUACAGUGAAUAUUUUGGUCUACAUGUGGAUGAAGAAUCCCUAGUUUAUCUCAUGCUGGCAAACCAGAUGCUUCACAGUCUCUGUCCUGAUUACAUUACCAUAGCAGAGGAUGUUUCAGGAAUGCCUGGUCUAUGUUGCCCUAUAGAAGAAGGAGGUACUGGGUUUGAUUACCGCUUAGCCAUGGCUGUCCCUGAUAAAUGGAUACAGAUACUUAAGGAGCUGAAGGAUGAAGACUGGAAUAUGGGCAACAUAGUGUACACAUUGACAAACAGACGAUAUGGCGAAAAAUGCAUUGUAUAUGCAGAAAGUCAUGAUCAGGCACUUGUUGGUGACAAGACAUUGGCAUUCUGGUUAAUGGAUGCAGAGAUGUAUACAAACAUGAGCAAGCUGUCUCCUUUGACUCAAGUCAUUGAUCGUGGAAUACAGCUUCACAAAAUGAUCCGUCUCAUCACUCAUGGACUUGGAGGGGAGGGCUACCUGAACUUCAUUGGUAAUGAAUUUGGUCAUCCAGAGUGGCUAGAUUUUCCAAGAAAAGGAAACAAUGAAAGCUACCAUUAUGCCAGGAGGCAAUUUCAACUUGUGGAGAAAGAUGACCUCCACUAUAGAGAACUGUAUAACUUCGAUAGGGAUAUGAACAGAGUGGAGGAGAAAUAUGGCUGGCUCUCUGCCCCACCAGCCAAUGUGAGCACACAGCACGAAGGAGACAAGAUCAUUGCUUUUGAGAGAGGGACCGUUCUCUUCAUUUUUAACUUCCACCCAUCCAAUAGCUACACUGAUUACAGAGUGGGAGUAGAGAUGUCAGGAAAAUAUAAAAUUGUAUUGGAUUCGGAUGAAGCUCAAUACGGAGGCCAUCAAAGAUUGGACCACAACACAGAAUUCUUUACUGAAGCUGUCCCUUACAAUGGCUGUAGCAAUUCAGCAAUGGUUUACAUUCCGUGCAGAACAGCAAUUGUGCUUGCAAAUGAGGAUCUUUCUCAUUAAUGAUUGGGCUACGAUGACUGCUGUAAAAGGGAAGACAAACCUGCAUUGAAUAGACGUGUUAAGCUGCUUAGUUUAAUUUGGAAAUCUAUGUGACCUUCCACGAAAAAAAAAAAUCAAGUAUGCAUUGAUAGGUAUCCUGUAACGUUUGAAAUGUGUCAGUACAACAGUUUGCUUUAAACCUUGCAAUUGUCCUUGUAAAGAAUGCUGCUGUUUUAUUGUUGCCAUCUAAAGAAUGUCUCUCAAUUAUGCAAUGGCCUAGCUCCCUAAUGAAUGUGUCUCACCUGCACAUUCACCCAUCCAUGCUGAAUGUUUCAACAUGAGAGUAAUGAGCAACCUGGCUCUACAUAUUAGAAAUCCCUAUAGUUUGGGUUAGAAAAUGACCAGUAUUAAGAUUUGGCCUGAAAAUAGAUACCUUAAACAUAUCUAAAUUAAAAUUGUUAACUUGAAUUUAUUGGGCUUGCUUCCAGUGUUCAGUUAAAACUACAACUAUCUAUACCGUUCUAGUUUUAAAUUAGCAAACAGUGCUGUCAUUUUUAGCAGGAUCAGAGUUGGUUACUGGAUCCUUACAGAUUGAAACAUGUAUUGUGAAGGAGUUGAUUUCAAUGUGUCACCAUAAUGUGGGUUGGAAUGAAAAUUCCCCUAUUCGGCACUGGCUUUGAAACCAGUGCUUAAUAGUGGAGUUUCCAUUCUAUCCCAUGUUAUGUUGAUGCUCUGUGAAAUAUAAUAUUCAUCUAAGUAUGCUACUAACCUACAGGAUAUAAACAGAAAUAGAACAGAAACUAAUUUAAGUCCACUGAUACAACAUAUAAUACCUUAAAGAAGGACUUUUUUUUUUUUUUACUUAGAAGUAAAACAAACAUCUUUGUCAUCAAGAAAUGGGUGAUGUAAACCUAGGUUUGGUAGGUAACAUCUAUUAGGUAUUGGUUUGAAUUGUAAGUUUAUGCUGUACACUUUAGUUAAACCAGUUUUCAUUAACACAAGAGGACAAUGGGUUGUGUAUUCUUUGCCUUUCUAUUGCUGAGUAAUGCUGUUAGGGGUGAAGACAUUUAGAAAUCAGUCACAAAUUAUACCUAAUAAUUAUAAAAAGGGAAAUUGUACCUAAAAUUUAAGAACAUAUAGUUUUGUAUAUUAAGUUAUGUUAAGUAGUGUAAAACAAAAAUAUAUGAAAAGCUGCUUUUUAUUUUGUUUUCAUUUCAUAGUAACUUUUAUUCAUUCAAAGUUGGCUCCAUGACACAGAUACGUGGAAAACCAGUUUUGAUCUUAUGAUAUUCAACUUUAUUUUGUUUCAUUGUCCAAGACUGAAAACAGAAUUGCUCUAAGCUUGUUGUCCUUAAGAUGAACAUUUGUUUCCUGCCAAAUGCAAAUAGUAUGGAAAAUAAAUCAUAAGCAUUAAGAAAAAUAAUUACU